Molecule: messenger RNA, 1068 nt
Organism: Linnemannia hyalina
Lineage: Eukaryota; Fungi; Mortierellomycota; Mortierellomycetes; Mortierellales; Mortierellaceae
Source: the annotation of a GenBank genome assembly
AUGGGUCAAACGCUUUCUGCACCAAUCGUCGACAAGCACUCGUCCGCGGGUCACGACAAGCGCAUGGAAGAUGCCCAUACCACGCUGCUGAACGUUGAGGACGCAGAGGGAACAGCCUUCUUCGCAGUUUAUGACGGGCACGGAGGUUCCAAUGUCGCCAAGUACAGCGGAGAAGGUCUGCACAAGAGAAUUGUUGCUGACAAGGCGUUUGCCAAGGGCGACUUCAUGGCUGCCAUUAAGAACGGAUUCUUGGAGAUGGACAGGGCUCUUCGCUAUGAUCCCGAAUACGGCGGAGAUUCCUCAGGAUGCACAGCCAUCACUGCAACCAUUACCGAUAAGAACGUCCUCUACGUGGGUAACGCUGGAGACUCUCGUGCAGUCCUUGGAACCGAUGGAACUGCUAUUGCUCUUUCGAACGACCACAAGCCUGUCAACAAAGAGGAGUCAAGAAGAAUCGUCGCCGCCGGAGGAUUUGUCGAGUACGGACGUGUCAACGGAAGCCUUGCUUUGUCGCGCGCCUUGGGUGACUUUGAGUUCAAGAUGAACGCCACUUUGGGACCCGAUGAUCAGAUCGUCACUGCCAACCCUGUAAUUGUCGAGCACAAGUUGACUGAGGAGGACGAAUUCCUUGUUCUUGCCUGCGAUGGUAUUUGGGACUGCAUGACCUCCCAGGAGGUCAUUACCUAUGUCCGCAAGGGAAUUUCAGAGAAGUUACCCUUGGAUCAGUUGUGCGAGAUGACUAUGGACAACUGUUUGGCUUUGGACAGCGGCAUGACAGGAGUCGGAUGUGACAACAUGACGAUGGUGAUUGUUGCUAUCUUGCACGGAAAGACCUUGGAUGAAUGGUAUGAGCACAUUGCUCAGCGCGUUGCCGUUCGUCUUGGACCAGCCGAUUCGAAGGUCCGCCCCAACGGUGAUGAGGACCCCGAGACGUUCGACGAGGAGACUGCGGAGAAGGAGAAGGAGAAGGCUGAGGCGACAGCGACAUCAACAAAGACCGAGGAACCUAAGGAUGUGGAGACGGCAGAUGCUGACAAAAAGGAGGAAAAACCAGAGAGCAGCGUUUAA